CCAACUUUUUCCUACUUACUGUAACUUGGACCACGUCAGUCUGUCACUCUCCCACGUUACCACGCACAAGAGCAUCAUAAAAGUAAACCCCACACCUGCAGCCCACCACUACCACAGCUACAACAGCAUCCACACACAGGUUAGUACAACAGCACCCACAUACAGAACCUCCAAGAUGUCCCUCCUACACGUCAUUCUCGUCUGCCUGCCACUGUUGGCCCUCGGCCAGGAUCUGACGGCUAUCGCUUACGAGUCUUUCAGAAGGAUUGAUGCCAAUAAUGAUGGACGCGUUACAAAGCCCGAAGUCCUAGAUUAUUUCGAUGACUACGAUCUGAACAACGAUGGCCAUGUGACCAAGGUAGAGUACGGCCAACGUGUCGACUCAGUUUUCCACGACCCAACCGUCAACCAGGUCCUGCACCGCAUCUUCCCCGGCCUAGACAUCGACAACAACAACAUCCUCAACAACGCCGACUACGACGACAUCUUCGCCAUCGCUGACGCCAACAACAAUGGACAAAUCACACAAGAUGAGUUUGACAGAUACUUCAAAAUUAUCGCCACGUAAAUUGCAGUCUAUAGAAGAGAUUUGUUUUGUUGUGAAUAAAUAUUGACAUUUAGUACUUUU
This is a messenger RNA of Physella acuta, 628 nucleotides long. RefSeq lists its product as uncharacterized. Gene Ontology annotation, molecular function: calcium ion binding. The record is from RefSeq and is a predicted model, not a curated record. NCBI's taxonomy places the organism in Eukaryota, Metazoa, Mollusca, Gastropoda, Physidae.